Messenger RNA from Aspergillus affinis, 1752 nucleotides. RefSeq lists its product as uncharacterized. The record is from RefSeq and is a predicted model, not a curated record. NCBI's taxonomy places the organism in Eukaryota, Fungi, Ascomycota, Eurotiomycetes, Eurotiales, Aspergillaceae. The coding region runs from base 1 to 1752 and encodes 583 amino acids. The transcript has 3 exons.
AUGGAGCCACAUAACCUGGAGGCGGCAUCGACCUACAUUAAUAAUGUCCUCCUUGCUCGCGGGUUGCUGAAGAGCGGCAGCCCGAUCGACUUUGCUCAGCCCGACAAUGACGAGGGCGGAGUGGCCACGACGAUGGGGAAGAUCAUCAACCUGGUGAAUGAUCUGGUUCUCAGACGAGAUCGCGAAGCAGAGCAUCGAGAGAAUCUGGCCAACACCAUUCGAACGCUGCGGGCGGAAGACGCGCAGAAGACGCUCGAUAUUGAAAAACUCCAGACGAAGACCUCCGACUUGACUCGAUCGCUGGCUCUGGCAGAGGCCCAAGAACGCUCCUUAAAGUCCAACAUGGCCGGCACGGACUCUACGAUCAGGGGACUGAAGGAGCAAGUGCAGCGUAUGAAGACCACCAUCCAGCAAGUGCGCGCGCAGUGUGCCAACGACAUCCGCAAAAGAGACCUGGAGAUGCAGAAGUUGAAAUCCCACCUGGCCGAGCGGCAGAGAGGAAAAAGGGAGGGCCUCGGGGUCACGACCAUCAACAUCAAUCCCGCAGUCGAACGCUCAUCCAGAAUGAAACUCUCCAAGGGGGGUGAGGGUAUCAACGACCCGGGAUACAGCUUGAAACAAGAGACGAACGAUUUCCUCACAGAGCUACUGCAGAACCUGAGCGACGAGAACGACGCUUUGAUUAUGCUGGCGCGGAACACUGUUCAAACCUUGAAGGAUCUUCAGGGCCUGCCGCAUGUCGAAGAAGACGAGGGCGCGAUCGGGUCUGCCAGCGUCGGAACUCACAAAUCUUCACAAGGUCCUGUCACUACUCUGCCUUCAUCAUGCGAGGACCUGUCCGAGCAGAUGGAUGGGGUCUUGGAGCACCUGAGAACGUUGCUUACGAACCCGUCUUUCGUCCCCUUGGAAGAAGUCGAAGUGCGAGACGAGGAGAUUGUGAGGCUACGAGAAGGCUGGGAGAAGAUGGAAGCCCGGUGGAGACAGGCCGUCACUAUGAUGGAUGGCUGGCAUACGCGAAUUGCCGACGGCGGCGGCUCGGUCCAAGCAGAGGAGCUACGACUGGGAAUGACACUCGAUCUGAGCGUGGAUUCCUCGCGAGGCCGAGCGGCCGAUGGCGAGCGCGAUACGAACAUGCAGUCGCCGAUCUUCGAAGACCAAGAGGCCGAGGAAGAGGAAGAGGCCGCCGACCAAGUCGUCCCAGUACAGGCCGACCGCAUUUCCGACUCCGCCAACGAGAAACAGCCCGUGCGGGAGGAGAAGUCGCAGAAGAGUUCCAACCGAGCACUAAAAGAGCGGAGCGACAACAUCAGACCUACACGACUGUCGCGGAAGGUUUCCUUCACACCCGGACUGCAGGGAUCUCCAUGCGAUCCUCCUCGUGAGGAAGAUGAAACCCUCCAAACCAAAGCCCACCGAUCAGAGGCCGUGACGCGUAGGGCCUCCAAGCGGAGGCCAGAAUCCCAAACGACAACCCGUCAGGCCAACCACCCGAGCAGAGCGCCGAAGCAAGAAGAUCCCACUCCGACCAGCAAGGAGCAGCAUGCAUCUGAUUACUCGACCCGACUCAGCGUGCAGCAAAAGCUCGCCGCCGUUGAGAGUGAAGCGCGAGCUGCCGAGCAAGCGCGUAAGGAGAGCGAAAGCCGCAAACGAACUCGAGGCGGCAAGAAAGCGUCAAAGGCGACGAGCGAUCGCCGACGCAGCACUUUGACCCACGACGAACUCGGGGAGCUGAUGGGGAUGCCCUCGAAGUAA